Etheostoma cragini (Arkansas darter) is the source of this 1483-nucleotide messenger RNA. It is a transcript of the gene cetn2, whose product is annotated as centrin, EF-hand protein, 2. Gene Ontology annotation, biological process: centriole replication; mitotic cell cycle; nucleotide-excision repair. The transcript has 5 exons. Gene Ontology annotation, molecular function: calcium ion binding. The coding region runs from base 305 to 829 and encodes 174 amino acids. Gene Ontology annotation, cellular component: centriole; centrosome. The record is from RefSeq and is a predicted model, not a curated record. NCBI's taxonomy places the organism in Eukaryota, Metazoa, Chordata, Actinopteri, Perciformes, Percidae.
GUGAACAAAUCAAACGCCUGUGCUCCAUGACGGCAUCUUCUGGACAGCAAAACCUGUGCAGGUUGUCAGCAAGAAGCGGUCAUUUUCUGCACAUUUUAGCAGCCGUUCUCCGAAAUAAAUAGAAGGUUUUGAAGGAAAAGAGACUCAUCUUACAUUCAGGGUAAUUAAACGCUGAAUGCGAGCAACUGAUGUGAAGCAUCUCCUCCUCCCUAAAUAAUAGGGAGGCUUCAUCAGAGGAAAACAUAGCUUGCUUUUAGAUUAGAUUUGCAGUUGCUUUUUACGUCAAUCAAAUAAAAAGCAAGUAAUGGCGACAAGUGCUAAGAGACCAUCCCUGCAGGGUCCUGUGGCACCUCCUCGCAAGAAGACGACCCCCAAACCAGAGUUGACCGAGGAGCAGAAGCAGGAGAUCAGGGAGGCGUUUGAGCUGUUUGACACCGACGGAUCUGGAUACAUUGAUGUCAAGGAGCUCAAAGUGGCAAUGAGAGCGCUGGGGUUUGAACCAAAGAAAGAGGAGAUCAAGAAGAUGAUCGGUGACGUGGAUAGGGACGGCACAGGGAAAAUCUCCUUCGCUGACUUCCUCUCUGUCAUGACACAGAAAAUGGCCGAGAAGGACUCCAAAGAGGAGAUCCUGAAAGCUUUCCGCCUGUUUGAUGACGACGAGACGGGCAAGAUCUCGUUCAAGAAUCUGAAGAGAGUAGCCAAGGAACUGGGAGAGAACCUCACAGAUGAAGAGCUGCAGGAAAUGAUAGAUGAAGCAGACAGGGAUGGUGACGGAGAAGUGAACCAGCAGGAGUUCCUGCGCAUCAUGAAGAAAACCUGCCUCUACUGAAGAGGGUUGAGGGGACCAGUGGUGGUUUCAUCUAAUUUCCUUACCCUUCCCUUAUUAUUGUGUCGUGCCAUACAUUUCCACUUGUAAUGAGUCCAUCAAAAGGUUCACUGUCACAUACUACACUGAACGGAAGUUGUUAAAUAUUUGUGGUCAAACGCCAAUUAUCCUUUACAUAAUAAUCUACAUUACAUUUGCCAAACAAUGUCAGAGAAUACUCUUUUGUUUGGAAUGCUGCAUACUUUUAGGAAGAAUACAUUGAUAACCUUAUUGUUAGAAAUUCUCAGUGCCUACGUCAAUACGGUGACAAACCGUACAUUCCGAUGCUUUGAUAAGUAAUUCUGCAUUCAGUUUCCUCCAUCUGUAGAUUGUUUGGCUUGCACUCCCAUGUUUUGGAUCUUGUAACCGCUGAUGAUUGGGGAGCGCUGUCUCACCUCAGUGCUGCCUGUGGAUUGGUGCCUGUGCCUCUUAAAAGGGAUGAUCCCAAUGUCUUUAACAUCAUUAACAGUGUAGUAGUGUAUGUGUUUUUCUUGUAGCAUCAAUUAUACAUCCCUCUGUUGUGUAACUACUACAAAAUAUUCUGUAUUCUUGGCAUUUUUGUAUAAUACAUAGGGACUUAAAUGAGUGUUUGAGGAACAAAUUAAAUAUCUUGAAUCA